GAUCAUCGGAGGGACUUUCUGAUGGCGAAAAUGCGCAUUUUUGACCCAAAAUACCGGGUGCGACGCAUCAAAUGACGCUAGAAUUCACUCAAGGUGCCGAUUCCGUGCGAAAAUACCCGAGUUUCGGACUUUUUCGACCAUCCUCAGACAGGUGGGGGUAGACAUUGCACCAAAAAAAACAGCGCCGCCCAUUUUUAGGAAAAUAGCAAACGUUUAAUCUUACCUGCCGCUCUAUUUACAACAUCAGCAGCGGUCCUGCUACGACUUGGACAGGGUUUUCAUGGUGCUGCGCACCUUCUUCAGCACGUCGCUCAUUUGCUCGUACUUGCCGGUGGAGUUGGGCAGAUUUUCGAAAUCAAUCACCGCACUGACGCCCUUCGUGAAAUUGUCGGCGGCCGGCAGGCGCGUGAACGAGUUCUCGCUCUUCAAAAUGGGCGUGCCGAAGACGCUCUCUCGCACGCUGUGCCGCGCCGACUCGUCCGCCCCUGCGGGCUCGGUGGCAAGCCGGCGAUCCUGAGCCAGGCGGCCGCCGCCCUCCGGGAGCUGGACGAGCGGCUCAGAGGCCUCCUGAGCGCGCAGGGCGGCGAGCACAAGCUCAAAGUGUCCGGCGACGUGAUCAAGCGGCUGGAGGACCGCGUGAAGAAGCUCCUGCUGCGCAAUGAGCAGCUGGCCGGGCUGGUGCGCAGCGCCGGCCUCAAAAUCCCGCAGGACUUCCGCAAGCGGGUGCGCAAAGCGCCCAAGUACGCCAACGCGCUGUCCAAGGAGCAGCAGGCCAGCGCCAUCGAGAAGGAGCUGGACAAGGCCAACCAGCAGAAGGGCGGCAAGCGGAAAAAGCCGCGCCCGAAACGCGCCAGAACCAAGAAGAAGCAGCUGAAUUGCGUGCUGCUGAUGUCGCAACCGUCCAGCUCCUGCCUGAUUCUGUCGAAGGAGCCCAGCAAGGAGCCCCAGCCCCAGCUGCGCGUGGUGGGCACCAUGGUGCCAGUGCCGCCCCUUUUCGCGCAGCCGCUGAUCGUGGUGUCUUCGAAGGGCGGGCCGAGGGCCGCCAACCCCGCCAUCACCUGCCUGCCGGUGCUGCGCCCCAGCACCACGCAGGCCAACAAGGUGCCGAUCCCCGCCCUCGGCCCCAAGUACGCCCGCAAAAGGGCGGCCGCCCCCAAAGCGGACAAGCCCAAGCGCCCCAAGGCGGCGCCCCCGAAGGUCGCCGGUCCAGAGCCCGACAAGCCGGAGGCGCCCAGGGCGAGGGAAGCGAGCCCCCCGCGGCCGCCCACUCCGCCCCCUCUGGAGCCGAAGGCGCCCAAGGCCCUGGAGCUGGAGAUGAAUCUGCCGCAAACUGAGCUCUCCAACGACAUUUUCGCCUCCUUCCAGGUGCCGCCCGGCUGCCAGAACGCCGAGUCCACGUCGCCCACGGCCGCCUUCCUGCUGGCGUUCCCGCUGGUCUCCUCGGGGGCGAAGGCCGCCCUGGAGGAGGCGACCGAGAGCCAAGCGGGCACGCCCAAUCUGCUCCAGAUCGGCGCCCUGGACAUGGCCAAACCCGCGCAGUCCUUCGCCGGCAGCCUCACGCCGCCCAAUCUGUUCGACGGCUUCGCCUUUUUCAACGGCAACAAGGAGUACAGCUGCGCCCUGGAGCCGCCCCCCCCAGCCUCUGCUGCGGCCAAGCGCAAGGGCGACCCCAAGGAGGGCAAGUUCCCGGAGGGCGACCUGCAGAAGUUCAACUGCCCGCCCAGCUUCAAGGGCGGCAGCAAUGCGCAGCUGUGGGAGGGCGACGUGUUCGGGGAGAGCUGCGGCUCGUACGGCGCCAGCUGCAAGCAGAGCAAAGGGGCGACCAAGCCCAGCAUCAACUGGAUGGUAUGCGAAGAGGAAGGCGAAGAAGCGGCCGCCCACCACAGAGGGCCCGCAGAAUGUGCUGCCCUCGUUCGACAUGCACUUCUUCUCCAUGCCGGGGGCGGUCAACUCGCCGAUUCUGCCCGACGACUUCCACACCACCUACUUGCCGCCCACCACGCUCUACUCGUGCAAGACGCCCCUCUACUCCAAGGCCGGCAGUGAGGGCGGCUUUAUGCCGCCCUCGGUGGCCCCGCAGGGCAACGCGCUCACCAACUUCAAUCUGAGCACCAUUUUCCCCGAAAUUAACAAGGGCCCUGGACACGACGGAUUUGGGGACACGCGAGCCAAGGGCUUCCAGGGGCCGUUCAUUUGAGCCCCAGGGCGCUGUUGACCCUCAACUAGCCGAUAUCUGCGGAUGCGCCUAAAAGGCGCAUCCGCCACCCGAUCCAGAGCAAGUUCCCUUGUAUAAUAAAACCGGUUAUUUUUGCUAG
Dendroctonus ponderosae (mountain pine beetle) is the source of this 2315-nucleotide messenger RNA. RefSeq lists its product as uncharacterized. Lineage: Eukaryota; Metazoa; Arthropoda; Insecta; Coleoptera; Curculionidae. The record is from RefSeq and is a predicted model, not a curated record. Gene Ontology annotation, molecular function: protein dimerization activity.